This is a messenger RNA of Fusarium subglutinans, 384 nucleotides long. RefSeq lists its product as uncharacterized. The record is from RefSeq and is a predicted model, not a curated record. Lineage: Eukaryota; Fungi; Ascomycota; Sordariomycetes; Hypocreales; Nectriaceae. The transcript has 2 exons. Bases 1 to 384 code for a protein of 127 amino acids.
AUGACAAGAAAGUCUCACUUGGGCGGAGAUAUGAGAAAACGACUCAUGAUCCACCAUCCCAAGGGUAUCUUCCUCCUCGCAUCGCAUACCAAGUUAGGAGAAAUAAUCUCUAGAGGCAAUACACGACUUGCAGCAGAUAUGCUCGCACCGAUACGUGCCCCCCUCGCCAAUCAUGACACAACUGCACCGCCCACCGACAUUCCACGUCUUGCCGCACCAGCAGCAGUCCCAGGCCUGGUUCUUGGCCUCAAAGGGGCAGUCAGCGAGUGGACACUUGGGCAGCGUGUAGCCCGACGGCGGAGGGUAUGGGACGGUCUGCUUGGUCGUGUUGCUGCAGGGGCGGCGGUGAGAGAGGCCGACUGGACAGUAACUUAUGUGCGUUGA